AUGGCAGCCCGCCGCAGCGACAACGAGGACAAUACGACCGGCGCACCACUUGGUCUUAGCCGCACCCCGUCGGACGCGCUCAAGGAACUGAUGCGCCACCACCCACUCCAGAGGCUCUCCUCCCCCUCCCGCGAACUCUCCCUCGCCGUCCACGCCCUCGGUCUCAGCUCCUUCGCCUACUCGUUCUGGUACCUGACCGCGCACCCCAACCACAUCAACCGGGCGUACGGCUGGCAUUUCCAGUAUCUGACCAUCAUCGGCCUGCUGCUCGCGACGCUGACCUUCAGCUUUGGCGUCUUCGCCGACGUGACCCUCUCGCGACGCCUCUUCCAGGCCAAGAACCUGCUCAGCAUGACCUCGGCGCCCAUGAGCGUGCUGAUCUCGCUGCUCUACUGGGGGCUGCGCGCCAUCGAUCCGGAACUCGUGGUGCCCAAGGAGUUGGAAUUGCCGCUGCCGCCAGACCUGAGUUUUCAUCUGGCGCCGGCGGCGUUUUUGGUGGUGGAUCUGUUGCUGUUCAGUCCGCCGUGGACGAUUACGGUGGGGCCGGCGUUUGGGUUGAGCGCGGUCAUUGCGUUUGGGUACUGGUUUUGGAUCGAGCAUUGUUUCCGGCAGAAUGGGUUCUAUCCGUAUCCGAUUUUCGAGCUGGUGGGGACGGCGGGGAGGGUGGGGUUGUUUGGUGGCAGUGCGGCGCUGAUGGCGGUCAACACGUCGGCGUUGAGCUGGGUGUAUCGGAUGGUAAAUCGAGCGGGGGAGGAGAGAGUGGGCGAGUUGAAGAAGCAGCAGUGA
Messenger RNA from Cyphellophora europaea CBS 101466, 786 nucleotides. RefSeq lists its product as uncharacterized. Lineage: Eukaryota; Fungi; Ascomycota; Eurotiomycetes; Chaetothyriales; Cyphellophoraceae. The record is from RefSeq and is a predicted model, not a curated record. The transcript has a single exon. Bases 1 to 786 code for a protein of 261 amino acids. Gene Ontology annotation, cellular component: endomembrane system; membrane.